CAAUGAUAUUACAAUACUUUUCGUAAAUUUCAGAGACUGCGCUUGACUUGUUUUAUAAAAUUUUACAAGUGACAAUCCGGUGGUCGUUUUUUAUAGUUCUAAGAUCCCUCGUGAGCAGGCUAGCAGCGCGGCUGCAUACAACAAGCAGCUUCAUCAUGAGCAUUUGUGCUUCGCUAAAUAUCCUGCGAUUAAAAACAAAUCUAAUAGUUCCGCUGUAUUAUGCAGUACAAGUUAACGGAUAUGCAAAACCAGGUGGCCUUGGAGGUAAGCUGGGAGGUAAGAUGAAAGGCAAGAUUAAGAUGGGAGUUUCGAUAGAAAAAAAGGUGCUUCCCGUUGAGACUGACACUCACAAGCUGAGAAAUUUUGUAUGCGGGAGUAACAUUCUGAAAGAAGGAUCUGAUAUCGAGGUCAAACCAGAUUCUGAGUACCCAGAUUGGCUAUGGAACAUUCACAUAGGAGAACCUCUACAAUUGGAGGAUUUGGAUCCAGAGUCAAAACUUUAUUGGAAGCGAGUGAAAAAGGCUGCACUCAAAAGACACAAUCUACUCUCUAAAUUAAAGCGUGCAUAACAUCCCAUAUAAUGUUAUUUAAUUUAGAUCGAUUUGUUGUAAUAUAUGUAAAUUCAUUGAUACACGUUCAUAGUAAAAUAAUCAACGUAACAACUA
Messenger RNA from Athalia rosae (coleseed sawfly), 665 nucleotides. It is a transcript of the gene mRpL54, whose product is annotated as 39S ribosomal protein L54, mitochondrial. The coding region runs from base 156 to 569 and encodes 137 amino acids. Gene Ontology annotation, molecular function: structural constituent of ribosome. Lineage: Eukaryota; Metazoa; Arthropoda; Insecta; Hymenoptera; Athaliidae. The transcript is spliced from 2 exons. The record is from RefSeq and is a predicted model, not a curated record. Gene Ontology annotation, cellular component: mitochondrial large ribosomal subunit.